Messenger RNA from Camellia sinensis, 2232 nucleotides. NCBI's taxonomy places the organism in Eukaryota, Viridiplantae, Streptophyta, Magnoliopsida, Ericales, Theaceae. The record is from RefSeq and is a predicted model, not a curated record.
GAAAAUUUGGAGCUGUUUUCGCUUCAAUACCUUUCCCUAUAUAUGCUGCAUUGUACUGUGUUCUCUUUGGCCUUGUGGGUUCAGUCGGCCUCUCAUUUCUUCAAUUCACUAACAUGAAUUCUAUAAGAAAUCUCACUAUAAUAGGGCUCUCAUUCUUCCUUGGGAUAUCUAUUCCUCAGUUUUUCAAUGAAUACCAGACUUUUCACAGAGGUCUUGUUCACACCAACGCUGGAUGGUUCAAUGCAUUCCUGAAUACCAUAUUCUCUUCCCCACCGACAGUGGGAUUGAUAGUUGCAGUGUUUCUCGACAACACAAUAGAGGUAGAGAAAUCGAAGAAAGAUCGAGGGAUGCCAUGGUGGUUGAAGUUCAGAACAUUCAGAGGAGAUAACCGGAAUGAAGAGUUCUACACACUGCCAUUCAAUCUCAAUAGGUUCUUUCCACCAACAUAACAAGGUUUUUUUUACCCAAAUCAUCAAAGCAACAAUGUCCUUUUUUUGUACCCACAAUUCAAUUAACAUUGUGAUUAGUGUUUUCCUUGGAGCUGGAUAUCCCAGCUCUGCAACAUGUCUCCAUUUUUUUGGGGGGCCCAUGUGUAGCCAGGUCCCAAUAGAUUGGUAGAAUUUUUGAUUCAUGUAUUUCUAGGUUCUAAACAUUAGUAUAAUAAGAAUUGGCAUUAAGUCUUCCUAAGGACUCUCUUUCUCUCUCUGAAGCUUUGUUUGUUUUGAUGGAAAAAUGCUUUAUUGUGUUCGGUUGUGAUCUAAAAAUGUGGACAGUGACACUGGCGGUAGUGUGGUGGUAGUGGCGUCAACAAUGGUGCUGGUUGUGUGAUAGUAGUGGUGUAGUGUAGUGAUGGUUGAAGUGCUGGCGGUGGUGGUGUGGUAGUGGUUCAGGCUGCAAACAAACUAAAGUUAUUCGUGAAAAGCUCGAGCUCAGCUUAUUUAGAGCUCAUUUGAGCUCAAGCUGUAUUUCCAAGCUCGUUUAUUAAAUGAGUAAAGUUUGAGCUUUGAACAAGGUGGCAUAUGCUCGUUGUCGGUGCUGCUGCUUGGGUUUUGUGGUGAUGGAUGAGGAGACGGAGAUGAUUGUGGCAGCGGUGGUGGUGAUGUGGGUGGCGGUGUUAAUGGUUGUAGUUGUGAUAGUGGUGGUUCUAAUAGUGAGACUAGUCUAUCUUACUAGUUUUGGAAAAACCUUUUUAGCCCUUUAGAAGGUCAGAAACAUUUCCUAUCCAAAUUAUCUCAUUUUUGGUUGAUUUUAAAGAAAAUUUAUGUUGAUUUUUGUUUUUCUAUCAUACUAAAUGAACAGGAUUGGGUCUAAUUACAUUUUGGUGAAUGAAAUGGACUUUUGUACAGAAGAAGAAAUGAAGAAAGUUAUGAAAUUUUGUCUCGUUUGUACAUGUUUGUUAUUUUUAUUUCAUAUAAUUCUCAAACCUUAGCAUUGUCAUUCUAAUAUUGUAAUCUUAUAAUUUUCAUUCUAAUCUUAUUGGUUUGAGUAGCAGACUCUUAUUUUUUUUUAAGUUCUAGUUAAUGCAAUGUUGCACUUUUUUGUGGUUGUUAAUGUUUAUCUUAGAAUUCCGGAAAAUUGAGAAAUAAUUAUGUCCUAACAUAAAGAUUAACCUUAUUUGAACAAUGAAUGAAAAUGGCUUUUGCACCUAGUUUCACGUUCUUAAGAGGGUAUAGAAGCCUCUGGUUGUAAUUCACAUCCAUUCUAUCAUAUAUUAUGGGAAUUGAUUUAUAUAAUUCCACUUUUUACUCUUACAAUUUGAUUCAAAUUUUACGUUUUUAACAAUUUAAUAUAAAUUUUACUUUAUAAAAUUAAAGUCAAUUGCAUCCUUUCAUUAAGUUAGUUAGCAACAUUAAUGAUUUUAUGAUUAGGAUACUACUUUAACAAUAUCUUAAAAAUUAACAAAAAAAUAAGUUGAAAUUGAAAUUGUUCAACUAAAAUUUAAGUCAAAAUAUGAGUUCAAAAUAAAAUUAACCCUUAAAAAUUUAUAAUUAUAUAAAUUAUUAAAGUUGAUCAUUAAAUUGAGUAAAUAUGUAAAUAGUAUUCAUGAAAAAAUGGUCACUAACGAAGGUUUGAACCAACCAGUGCGAUAACUUGAUCAAAAAUGAAAAGACUUAAUAAUUUUUUAUUAACCAAUAUAAAAUGGUUAAGAAUUUCAUAUUAAAUAAGAAAAAUUGUGGGCAUGUUUAAUUUGGUUUUGGGUGAGUGGUUUUUAAAAAUUAUUUUAGGGAGAGA